This is a messenger RNA of Caenorhabditis remanei, 561 nucleotides long. RefSeq lists its product as uncharacterized. The coding region runs from base 1 to 561 and encodes 186 amino acids. The record is from RefSeq and is a predicted model, not a curated record. The transcript has 4 exons. NCBI's taxonomy places the organism in Eukaryota, Metazoa, Nematoda, Chromadorea, Rhabditida, Rhabditidae.
AUGAGUAUAAUAUCGGAAGUGCUGAAACUAUCGACACGGGAAAAUGUGAAAUCGGAGAAUUCCGUCGAAAAUUUCCCGGUCAUGCUGAAAAGAGCCGUAUGCAUACACUCGUCACUGCAGUUUGUCGAUCUUUUCAUGCAGAAUAUCAUGUUUUCACACGGAUUCACCGCCACUCCAAUCAUUCCGAACGAAGAAAAUGAGAUAUCGAAGACAUUAUCCUCGUUUUAUAGGAUCCGAAAAGAAUUCCGUGAGAUUUUUCGUUCGCAUCACCGAAACGCCGUCUCGGAAGUGGCGAUUUUUGUGGGAACGUGUCCUGUGAGGUCUUCGUAUUCAUAUCGCGUUCCGAUAUACAUCUGCGAAGGCGAGAACUCGACUCGAUCAAGUUGUGGUGAUACGUGUGCAGAAUUGAAUGAUAACGAGAGACGACGAAUCAAUAGAGAUCUAUUUAUGCACGGUGCAAAAGAUCCGUUCGAUAAGAAAAUGUCGAAUAAGAAUCAUCGAUUAUUCGUUUCGUCAAGGGAACCGAGGAGAUGGUCAACGAGGAAAUCGAGGAGGAGUUAG